AUGUUUAAAUCUUUCCUCGGAGAUAUAACACCAUUGAACCCUCACUGGGAGAGAGUCAAGCUUGAUUCGGAGAAUUAUAUUAUUAAAUUCUGCCAGCUUUCUCAGAGAGCAGCUGAGAAGGUUAGGCAGUGUGACUUUACUUACUGCUGCGCAAUUGUUUAUCCCCAUGCGCCAUUGGAUAAGUUUAGGACUGUCAGUGACUGGGGUAAUUGGGUGUUUCCAUUUGACGACAGAUUCGACGAGGGUGAGCUGGGGACCGACGUCCAAGGCGCUCGCCUAGAGAUGGACAGCCUUAUGAGCCAUCUUACUGAGUCCAUGGAGCACUACCGUCAUGGCGUGCUUACCCAAGUGGGGCGAGCUGCUCGGGGCGACACGCCGAACAAGCUUGAAGAAAUGCUCAGGACGCGGACACAAUCUAUCGCCGGCUGGCCUAUGUAUGUCUUGGUGGAGUACGCACAUGGCCUCAACAUCCCGUCCGACGUGUUCGAGCAUGAAGUCAUCAAGGACCUACAGCAGCUUGCUUUCGAUAUGAUUGCUAUUUGCAACGACAUAAUCUCGUACCGCAAAGAGGAGAUGGAUGCUAUGCCUCAUAAUAUGGUCGCCAGAUGCCGCAUCAAUGGUCUAUCCGCGCAACAGGCAUUUGAGAUGGUCGGGACAAUGCUAGAUGGUCGCAUUGCGAGAUGGGACGAGUCUCUCUCGAGACUUCCUUCAUGGGGCAGCCAGGUUGAUCCCCAAGUCGAGGAAUAUAUCGAGGCUAUCCGCAACUUGGUUAGAGCGAACCUUCGGUAUAGUUUCCGAGGAGAGCGGUAUUUUGGCAAGGAAGCUGCUGAGGUACAGAAGACAAGACAGCUCGUGGUAUGCGCUUAUCCACCGUACCAGAACGUAUGA
Hirsutella rhossiliensis is the source of this 888-nucleotide messenger RNA. RefSeq names its product terpene synthase metal binding domain-containing protein. Lineage: Eukaryota; Fungi; Ascomycota; Sordariomycetes; Hypocreales; Ophiocordycipitaceae. The record is from RefSeq and is a predicted model, not a curated record. The transcript is spliced from 8 exons. The coding region runs from base 1 to 888 and encodes 295 amino acids.